UUUCAAACAAUAUAGCAAUAAUUAUUUUCAUUUUUUAUAAUUUAAUAUUUAUUAUUAUUCAUAAUUGUAGUUAUUCAUCUGUUUGCGAAUACUCUAGCUAUCAAGAUUUACGUUUCUAAAUUGCCUGUAUCGAUGUCGAAAUUAAUUUUAAUCGUUUCGUGGUCACUGUAAAAUGUUCACGAAAAAGAGGGAACUAUGUUGCAGGUUUUGCUUUACAGACCUUUGGCUUGAGCAUACUUUCAUCAAGUGCGCAACUCCUGUCUGUGCCGAGUUAAAAAUUUGCCUUUGUCUUCAAUGUUUUGCAGCUGGCACCGGAGAUCAUGUUCACAAGAACACAGAUCCUUAUCAAGUUCUGUGUAAUGCCAUCGUCGUUGGCGACCACUUGUGGGCAGCUCAUGAAGAAAUCACAUUACUUGAUACAUUUAUGGAUACCAUGUCAUGGGAAAAAGUUGCUAGAAAAUUAGGCAGAUCGCCCAAGGAAUGUGAACUCCAUUACUUCGAGAAUUAUGUGUUUUAUCCAAAAAUUAAAGGUUUAGAAGAUGUGAACAAAAAUGCAUUUAGAAUUGAUAGAUUUGAUAAAGUGAAUAAAAAUGAGGCGAAAUUGAGUAGUGACACCUCAGAUUCAGAAGAAUCUUAUCAUCAAUAUGAAUUAGCUAUUCGUUUAGCCGGAUAUCAACCAGCACGCGGAUCAUUUGAAGAAGAAUAUGAUAAUCAAGCUGAAUGUAUUUUACAAUUAUUAAAUGAACCAAUAUGGAUUGAUCAGACAUCUAAAACCAUUUUAGAAUCAAAUUUAUUAUUCCAACGGCUAAAUACAACCAUUUUAGAUAUUUUUAAUGAGAGGCUGCAAGAACGACAUAGAAGAAAACAAAUUAUAAAAGACUAUGGACUUAUUGUAUUUAAUAAACAUCAAUUAUGGAUUAAGUCUAUGGAGAUUAUAUUGGGUCCAGAAAUGAUGCAAAGGUUAAUUCGUUAUUUACACCUCAUAAAACCAAUAGCUUUUGAUUUCCUGGUCACUAAUCUUAAACAAGAACAUGAAUUAUUAGCUAAAAUUCAUAAGCUUAUUGAUUAUCGUAAAAAUGGCUUAACUAAAAUGGCUCAAAUCAAUAUUUUUAAAGAAUUAAGUACCAAAAGAGAAGAAUAUUUAAAAAUAAGACCACUGGGAUCAUCAACAUCAAGAAUUAUUGAAAACUCAAAACCUCGUAUGAAUGUUUGUAAUCUUCCAGGUUUCCAAAAACUUGAUAAUGAUGAAAGGGAACUUUGUGCUCAGAUUAAAAUGUUACCUGAAUCAUAUUUGAAAUUUAAGGAAUUACUUAUUAAUGAGUGUGAAAAAUCUAAAGGUAUAAUUUUAAAGACUGCAAGAAGUUUGGUUAAAAUUGAUGUUAAUAAAACAAGAAAAAUUUAUAACUUAUUGAUGAGUAAAAGUAUAAUAUGGCAACGUUCCCAAGACUGAUUAUAUUAUGUUAUUAUAUUAUAAACUAAAAAAAAAAUAUAUAUUUUUAUAUUUAAUAUAUGUAUAAUAUCAUUGUUAUGUUUGACUAUUUGUAAUGAAAUAAGUAUUAAGUAUUUGUUUAAAUAAAUGUUAUAAUUAAAGUUAAUACUAACUUAAGCAUUUUAUAACUAAUUUAAUUUUUUUUUUAUAUAUAAAAUAUGAAUGUAUAAUAUUGUAUACUUUAUUUUUAUACACUUACAUUUUAAAAUAAUAACAGACUACUAAUACUAAAUUUAAACAAUAUUCAUUGUUUUCUAAUUUCUUUUUUUGUUAAAAAAUUAAAUAAUUUUAUGAUCUUAUUUUGAUUAAAUUCAUACCUUAACAAACAUUUAAACAUUAAAAUCAAAUAUUUGUUUCACUAUUUCUAAAUUAUUUUAUUAUAGUUACAACAAUUAAAAUUAACUUCUCCAUAUAUUAGUUAACAACGAGAACAUAUAAUACUUUGGUGCUGCCGACUUCCAAAACAGUUAUCUAAUGCUUUUGUAUACAAAUAAUAUAAAAAAAUUAUUUUAUUAUAUGUACAAAUAAGUCAAAUUUCCAUUUAUAUUUUUU
This is a messenger RNA of Aphis gossypii (cotton aphid), 2041 nucleotides long. RefSeq names its product transcriptional adapter 2-alpha (gene Ada2a). The transcript has 3 exons. NCBI's taxonomy places the organism in Eukaryota, Metazoa, Arthropoda, Insecta, Hemiptera, Aphididae. Gene Ontology annotation, cellular component: SAGA-type complex; nucleus. Gene Ontology annotation, biological process: chromatin remodeling; regulation of transcription by RNA polymerase II. The record is from RefSeq and is a predicted model, not a curated record. Gene Ontology annotation, molecular function: protein binding; transcription coactivator activity; chromatin binding. Bases 173 to 1450 code for a protein of 425 amino acids.